AUGGCGUCCGACAAGCUCCGCAACUCUGCCGAGGAGAGGGCUGUCAAGAAGCAAAAGAAGAAAGCGCUGGAGGAGGCCGCUGCCACCGACGAGCUGAUGAAUGGUGACGCGUCCGCAAGCAAGAAGGAGAAGAAGGACAAGAAGAAGCGUAAGGCGGAUGACAGCGUAACCGAGGUUGCGGCGGCCGCCGACGCCGCCCCCGACGCAGCCGCCGCGGAUGCUGCGCCCGCCGCUAAAAAGGCCAAGAAGGAGAAGGAUAGCAGCAAAGACAAGAAGAAGGACAAGAAGGCCGCGGCAGGCAGCGGCUCGGAGGGCGAGGACGCCGCGGCCGCGAGCGGCGCAGCUGCGCCCGCCGCCAAGGACCCAGCCGCUCUUGACAACUUCCCACAGCUCAGCGACAACAUAAAGUCGCUGCUGCGCUCCAAGGCAUCAGCCGCACAGGGGGCGGCGACAAAACCGGGCAGCAUCAACGACGGCGGCCGCCGCGCCGCGCUCUACGCGCCAGCGGUGUACGCUGUGGCCGCGCCGCAGCCGCAAGGCAUCGAGUCCCUCUUCCCAAUCCAGACGGCCUGCCUGGACCACGCCCUCAACGGCUUCGACGUCGUCGGCCGCGCGCGCACCGGCUGCGGCAAGACGCUCGCGUUUGUGCUGCCGAUUGUCCAGACGCUGCUCAAGGCCGGCGGCGGCGCGAAGCGGGCGUUUGGGCGCAAGCCCCUGGUGGUGGUGCUCGCCCCCACGCGCGAGCUGGCGAAGCAGGUCCAUGCCGACUUUGAGUAUAUCGGCCAGGCUGCGGGGCUGUCGACGCUCUGCCUGUAUGGCGGCACGCAGUACGGCCCGCAGGAGUCGAUGCUGCGCCGCGGCGUGGACGUCGUAGUGGGCACGCCUGGCAGGGUGAAGGACCACAUGGAGCGCGGCACCCUGGACCUCUCAAAGCUCUGCUUCCGCGUGCUCGACGAGUGCGAUGAGAUGCUCAACAUGGGUUUUGUGGACGACGUGGAGAAGAUCCUUAACGCAGGCCUGAGCAAGGAGGGCGCCGCGGCGGCAGAAGGCGCCGAGAAGCUGCAGACGAUGCUGUUCAGCGCGACGAUGCCGGCGUGGGUGAAGGACAUCACGCGGCGGUUCCUGAGGAAGGGGCACAAGCUGGUGGACCUGGUGGGGGAUUCCAAGAUCAAGCUCGGCAGUAUCUGCUUCAUCCUGGCAAACCCCGCCCCCUCGUGCCACUCCGCCACGCCCGCCCCCCAGGCCGCCACCACGGUGCGCCACCUCAUGCUGCCGGCGCACUGGACGCAGCGCGCGGCGCUGGUGACUGACCUGGUGAAGUGCUGGGGCUGCGGCGGCCGCAGCAUCGUCUUCACAGAGACCAAGAACGACGCCAACGAGCUCGCGGGCACCCUGUCGGAGAUCAUAGGGGCGCGCGCCCUGCACGGCGACAUCGCGCAGGCGCAGCGCGAGGCGACGCUGGCCGGCUUCAGGAGCGGGAAGUUCAGCGUGCUGGUGGCCACUGACGUGGCGGCACGCGGCCUGGACAUCAGCGGCGUGGAGCUCGUCAUCCAGGUGGAGCCCCCGAAGGACCCAGAGACCUACAUCCACCGCAGCGGCCGCACGGGCCGCGCCGGCCACACUGGCGUGUGCAUCACGCUCGUCGGCCGCAAGCACGAGGGCCACAUACCCUACAUCGAGAAGAAGGCCGGCUUCAAGUUCGAGCGCGUGGGCGCCCCGCAGCCCGCCGAGAUGGCGGCCAUCGCCGCCGGCCGCGUGCUGGAGGUCAUGAAGGACGUCGACAAGAGUGUGGUGCCCCUCUUCAGCGACGCCGCCAAGGAGUGGCUGGCGCAGUGCUCCGGCCCCGAGGAGGCUGUCGCGCUGGCCCUGGCUAAGAUCACGGGCCACACCGAGCUCAAGGCACGCUCCCUGCUCACUGCCCAGGACGGCUUCACCACGCUGCUCUACAGACAGGGCAAGUCCGAAAUCAGGCCUGGCUAUGUGUACAACUUCCUGAGGCGCCACCUGGCGGAUGACGUCGUUGAGGAGGUGCGCCGUGUGACGCUCACGGAGGACGGCUGCGCGGCCGUGUUUGACGUGCCCACGCAGCACGUCGCCGCCAUGCUGGCAAAGGCCACCGCGCCCCCGGUGGAGGAGGACGCUGCUGCGGAGGGCGUGCGCGCCAUCACCACGCUGCCGCCGCUCAAGCUGCGGGAGGAUGGCGGCGGCGCAGGCUUUGGCGGCGGCGGCGGCUACGGCGGCGGCGGCGGCGGCUACGGCGGCGGCCGCGGGGGCUUCAGCCUGGGCCGCGGCGGCGGGCGCGGCGGCGGCGGCAGCACCACUAUGCUGCACUUUGAUUUCUCAAUUGCAUUCUCAAACAUCCGCAACUUGUGCCAGCAGCACCAGCAGCAGCAGCCUGCGCAGCAGCAGGCCCAACCCCAGAACGGCAACGGCAGCGGCAAGCCGCGCGCCUUCUCGGUCGCGACAGCGGCGGUGCACGGUGGUGAGACGCAGCGCGGCGUCGCGCGCCAGGGCGUGAUCGACGCGCUGACGACGCCGAUCGUCCAGACCAGCACUUACACCUUCAAGGACACAGCCGAGCUGAUCGCGUUCCAGGAGGGCACCCACAAAUCGUUCGAGUAUGGCAGAUACGGCAACCCCACCGCCCGCGCGGCCGAGGAGAAGAUCAUGGCCAUGGAGGGCGCGGAGGACUGCCUGCUCUCCGCCAGCGGCAUGUGCAGCGCCACCACCAUGCUGCUGUCCCUGGUGCCCGCUGGCGGCCACAUCGUCACCACGACCGACUGCUACCGUCGCACGCGCCAAUUCAUCCAGACGUUCCUGCCCAAGCUCCGCAUCGGCUGCACUGUGAUCGACCCCUCGGACCUCGCAACCUUGGAGCGCGCCCUCGAGGAGCACGAGGUGUCGCUCUUCUUCUCGGAGUCCCCCACCAACCCCUACCUCCGGUGCAUAGACAUCCCCAAGGUGUCCGAGCUCUGCCACAAGGCGGGCGCGAUCGUGUGCGUGGACAGCACGUUUGCGACGCCCUGCAACCAGCAGGCGAUCGCGCUGGGCGCGGACCUGGUCAUCCACUCCGCCACAAAGUACCUUGCCGGCCACAACGACGUGCUGGCGGGGUCCAUCGCGGGGCGCGCUGACCUGGUGGAGACCGUGCGCCAGGCGCACAACGUGCUGGGCGGCGUGAUCGACCCCCACGCGGCCUACCUGCUGCUGAGGGGCAUGAAGACCCUGGACCUGCGCGUGGAGCGGCAGAACAAGAGCGCCCUGGAGCUGGCGCGACGCCUGGAGGCGCACCCCAAGAUCGCGCGCGUCCACUACCCUGGGCUGCCCUCCCACCCCGACCAUGAGAUUGCGGUGGCCCAGAUGAGCGGCUUCGGCGGCGUCGUGUCUUUCGAGGUGGACGGCGACCUGUGGCGCACGGCCGCGUUCAUCGACGCCGUGCGGCUGCCGCGCAUCGCGCCGUCGCUGGGCGGCGUGGAAUCACUGAUUGAGCAGCCGACGAUCAUCAGCUACUGGGACCAGGGGCCCGAGGCGCGCGCCAAGAUCGGCAUCAAGGACUCCCUCGUCCGCUUCAGCGUGGGGGUGGAGGCCUUUGAGGACAUCUGGGCGGACGUGGAGCAGGCGCUCGACCAGAUCUGA
Messenger RNA from Monoraphidium neglectum, 3636 nucleotides. RefSeq names its product cystathionine gamma-synthase. The record is from RefSeq and is a predicted model, not a curated record. Gene Ontology annotation, cellular component: chloroplast. The transcript has 19 exons. Bases 1 to 3636 code for a protein of 1211 amino acids. Gene Ontology annotation, biological process: transsulfuration. NCBI's taxonomy places the organism in Eukaryota, Viridiplantae, Chlorophyta, Chlorophyceae, Sphaeropleales, Selenastraceae. Gene Ontology annotation, molecular function: ATP binding; helicase activity; RNA binding.